CACGCCUCGUGCUGAGCUACUAGGUUGCGCAGAACCUGCAGUUUCAGUUUGUUUUAUUCACCAUUUUGUGUAGCUGUUGGUAAAAUUAAACUAAAUUCCUGUCUUUAAAUACGUUUUUUAUUAUUUGUUUUCAUUUUACGUGUGGGUUUUGGUAAUACCUGGCAACGCGUGUCUGCUUCCCAAUAGUAAUACAAUUGAAAACUCUAUUGUUUUCAAAUUGCCCUUGUGAUUUUUAUUUUAUAGUACUACAGUCUCCAGCCUGAGCAUUUCUGAAAAAUGUCAAGACCGGUGAGGAACAGGAAAGUCGUGAAUUACUCUCAGUUCCAAGAAUCAGAUGAUGGAGAUGAAGGCUAUGGCAGAGAGUCUGAGAGGCCCAAGAAGAUGCGUGCUCCACCCAGAGAAGUAAAACACAAGAAGAGGGGGGGGAAGAACUCUCAGGAAGACAGUGACAACUCAGAUGACCAAGACUCCAAAUCCAAAAACGAUUCAGCAGAUGAUUUUGGGAGUGAAGAGGAUAAUGAUUUUGCAGAGGAAGAUGGCAAUGGAGGGGGCAGCGACUAUGAUCAUAAAAAGACUAAAAGGGGCAAGAGAGGGAAAAAUGAGAAGACAAGUAAACGGGCACCAAAGAGAAAGCGGGCUGCAGAUGACAGUGAUGAAGACUUGGAGGUAAGCAAGAAAGUGCGGCAAGUACGACAAGCUGCUUCCAAAGCAGUGUCCAAACAGAGGGAGAUGCUGUUGGGUGAUGCUGGCAGUGAGGAUGAAGACCAUGAUGAUGAUGAACAGGCCUGCGUCGACCAGGAAUCUGGAAGUGAUGAAGACUUCAUGGUGGACGAUGAUGAUGACAGUGACUAUGGCGGGUCAAAAAAAAGAAAUAAAAAGGUCAUCAGGAAAACCAGGCCAGACAGGAAGAAAUCCCCCAAACCAAGACUGAAGGCCACAGUCUCCCCCAGUCCUAUAAAAACUAAAGGCAAGGGGCGUCCAAGUGGUCUGAAGGUUACUGAAAAGUCAUCUCCUAAAGAGGAAGUUAACCCAGAGAGCCCCAGUGGAGAAGAUGAAGAUGAUGAGCUUGAGAAGAAGACUCCCUCCAAGAAGACAGAGGAGGUACCAGAGGAUGAAGAUGAUGUAUCAGAAGAAGAAGCUCCAUCUGGGGAAGACUAGUUAGAUGUAUGUGGCAGUCUGUUUGGCCGUUCACUUUUUGAUUCUUUUUACCUUUAGAACUUUAGAGUAUCCUGUUGGCCUGGCUCAAUGGUUUGGACCAGUUUAUUCCUGAGUACUUUUUGGUGCACACAAGAAUAUGCGUGUGUGUUGUCUUAGUUAUUAGUCACACGCCACGUUUAUCAUUAAGCUACCCUUCACUAAAGCUUACUGAACAAUUAAUGGGUCCAUAUUUCCUUAACUAAUGUUAAAGUUUAAUUGCAGUUUAUUUAGAAUGGUAUGUGUGUGUGUGGGAGGGCAGGGGUUAUGGGGAAUCAGGUGCUCAUUAGCUUGUGUUGAAUAUAUUACAAGGCUUUGCUGUGUCUAAAUCUAGUCUAAUAACGAAUAUGAACAGAGGCUAAUUUGUUAUCCUUCUAAUUACCCUUCUAACAUUAAGGGUAUCAGAACAUGUGGGCUUCUAUGAAUGUAAUCUUGUGUAGAAUAAUGAUAAGAUAGGAUGUCUUUGUUUCCCACAGGUUCUCAGAAAUUGUAUAAUGUUUACUUCAUCUUUCAAAGCUAGUCAUCCUAAAGUCAACUGAAUAUAAAUGUUAGAUAUGUUACAUGUGUGCAUGGGAGUAUGUAGUUGGCCUGCUUGCAAUUGUAUCAGUUUGGGAAUCGUUCUAGCCUCGAUCCUACAAGAACUCCUAUCUUUGCUAGCAAAUGAUGCAGCCUUUCUAAGAAUCGUAACACAAUUUAUGUGAAAGUAUUAUGGAGCUAUGAUUCUUAGAUUGUGAACAUAAAAAAAAUGGUAUCACGCACUAGGACAAGUUCUGUAGCGUUAUUGCUAAAUGGUUAAUCAUAAGUAAAUUUACCUGCCUUUUCAUACUUAAGCUGAACUGAGCAUUCUACAAUCCAUUCAAUCUGUUGACCUGGUUCUCAACUUGGGUGAAUGUUCUUUGGAUCUCUGGGGCAAAGAGCACUGCUAAGCUCAGGUACACCUGCUCAUGGCUUGCGUGGGAGAUGUACCUCGUGGUUCAUUCCUUUGUACCAGGCAGUUUAUCAUUUUGUGUUUUCUCUUUCUUGAUUUUUUUUCAGUAAUAUUAGUUUAUUUUUAAAAAUAAAAUCUAUCAUGAUUUAAAAUCGA
This is a messenger RNA of Brienomyrus brachyistius, 2278 nucleotides long. It is a transcript of the gene nucks1a, whose product is annotated as nuclear casein kinase and cyclin-dependent kinase substrate 1a. Gene Ontology annotation, biological process: interstrand cross-link repair; double-strand break repair via homologous recombination. Bases 277 to 1158 code for a protein of 293 amino acids. Lineage: Eukaryota; Metazoa; Chordata; Actinopteri; Osteoglossiformes; Mormyridae. Gene Ontology annotation, cellular component: cytoplasm. The transcript is spliced from 8 exons. Gene Ontology annotation, molecular function: double-stranded DNA binding; single-stranded DNA binding. The record is from RefSeq and is a predicted model, not a curated record.